Ostrinia nubilalis (European corn borer) is the source of this 5226-nucleotide messenger RNA. RefSeq lists its product as uncharacterized. The record is from RefSeq and is a predicted model, not a curated record. Bases 441 to 3113 code for a protein of 890 amino acids. Gene Ontology annotation, molecular function: protein binding. NCBI's taxonomy places the organism in Eukaryota, Metazoa, Arthropoda, Insecta, Lepidoptera, Crambidae. The transcript has 6 exons.
UCCUCAAAAAACUCGUACAGCCAACUUGAUUAGUCUAUUAAAAUGUCGUGAAACAAUCGAACUUUUUGGCUUCCCAAUCGAGGUGUAGCGGAAGCUCCUUGCCCACCCUCAGGACUCGGCAAACCCGACAAUCCCCGAGCCCGCUCCGAACGGAAACGCCGCGUUCACGAACCGAACACAACAGUUGAGAACGAAAGAUCGCACCAUUACUACGUCUCGUUCAUGCGAAAAGUUAUUCUCUUCGUCACACUUUAUUGUGACUGCAAGUGGAGUGAAACUUUAACUUAAAAAAGUUACAUUGAGAACAUUCAAAGCGUAUUGUGUUCAUAAUUGUCGGAUACCACCUCAAGAACGUUCCGGUUUUGUUUGUUUGACAGCGUCGCCGAUGCACUAAUUGCUGUUUGUGGAGCAAGUUCAAGAUGGCGUAAAUCACGGCGAAGAUGCGGUGGUUCAAGAAAGGCGAGCCGCCUCGGCUGCUCGCCGUCUCGCCGGAGACCGAACCGCGGUCUACGCGGAGAUCCAGAAUCGAUCUGUCUCCAGUGCGCUACAGCAAUCGAAAAAGUAGCAGCAGCUCGGUGGAAACAAACUUUUACAAUCUCAGCGACCAAAUCAUUAUCGUCGAGAAGUCCCCGCAUCGGUGCCAUAGAGGCGGCGAGACUCCGGUCACCCGCCGCAUAUCGCUACAAAACGGGCCCACCUCACCACAGGACGGCUAUAAUGAAACUCGUAAAAACCGUGGAGGCUCUUUGGAAAAAGAGUAUACCGUAUAUCGCGAAAAGCGAAACCCGUUGCUUGACAAAGUAAAGAACACCAAGCUAUCAUGCUUCAAGUCUAAUGGGCCAUUACGACACGCGGAAGAUGCUGCGUCAACCUCAGGAAGUGACUGCAGCGGAUUUGGCCACGUCGAGGACGCAAACCAUUGCCGCUACGCGGGCAAUUACUCUGAGGCUCACAUAGAAUUCGAAAACCAAAACCCUUGGGUAAAAAUGCCAAAUUAUGACGACGAUGUUUUCUUCGCCAAAGGCAUGACUAGUCCUAUUGAAAACCAAUGGAGGGAAGGCAAAUCGUUUACUAAUCGAGGUGCGAGAUGUUAUAGUUCGGGCUCUGAAUGCGACCGUUACCACGCAAUACCUAAAGUAGGAGCUAAGCUAUCAAAAUCCAGUGACCAAAUUUUCAAUGACGACUAUGAACCUUAUGACGAUGCACCAGUGGCAAUGAAAUCUCAUAACAUGAGCAAGACUGAUAAAUAUAAGAAUAAUAAACCCGACAAAGAUACUAUCGGCCCCAGUUCCUGCUUAUCGGCUAAAUUAAGAGCAAUGUCAGAUCGGUAUUUAAAAUCGUCGACUAAUAAGUUCCUUUCAAAAUUAUACCGACCGAAUGGCGAAAACGAGGACGAAGUAAAUGGAAGCAACGAUAACAUUUUAAAAUCCAGUGGUUCUAGUAAAAGCAGGAAGAAAAGAGGUGGGGUGAAAGCAAAACUACGUAGUUUUUCUUAUGGAGCUUUGCCUGGCUUGGACGAGUUCCAAAAAACUAGCACAUCUGUGUUCCAUGAUGACGUUUACCAAGUUUCAUGUGAUGAUGAAAACGUUUUAAUUCAAGACUGUGAAGAUGCUGACUCUGGAAUCCUAGUCAAUGAAUCUGCAGCAUCUUCAAUUUUUGACAGUGAUAGAAUCUCUUCCCGAUGUGAAAGUUCUGCUUCACAUAUUAAUCCUUUAGCGCCGUGUCAUGGUAGGAGCGUUUCUGGUGAUCAAAGCUACCCUAAACCGAGAUCAUCAGGGAGGUUGAGUAGAGAAAGAAUAAGUGAUCAUCCUAAACCAAGACCACGACAUACCCAAAGAGCUUUAUCGUUAGAUCGCAAAGAGAUACUUAGGCGUAUGCCAAAGAAUAAUAGUAAUAGUGAUUACGCAGAACCACAAUACUUACAACUUACUGAAAAACAAAAGAUGCGGCAGAGAGAUGCUAGUUUGGGAGAUACGGGAAUCCCGCCAAUACCACCUUGCAGGAAACCAUCAAGAGGAGGAAAAGCAGAUAAAGGGCAGUCUGAAUUUAAAGUUGUUAGAAUAAUGAGAAGAAAUCCAUCGGACGAAAUGGGAAUAUUCAUCGCUAAAACAAAACUGUCUGAUGAAGGUCACGUAGGCUACUUAGUUGCUCACGUCGUUCCUGGAGGUUUAGCUGAAAAAGAAGGCACGUUGCGCAUUGGGGACGAGUUGCUCAAUGUGAACGGACGCCGACUCCGGGACCUGACGAUGGCUGAGGCGAAAGACGCGUUGAAAUCGGGAUCAUCAGAAAUAGACAUCGUCAUCUGCAGACAGCGAGAAAAAUCAGUGGAGUCCAGACAGAGAAACGUCAUCCUCAUGCGCGAGAGUUCGGUCGACUACGAGAACGCAAUAAUUUUAGGAAAGGAAAAACGUGUUGAUAAAUAUGACGUCAGGAUAGACCGUCGGCGGUCGCAGGAUGAGUCGGCUUGUAAUCGCAGCGCGCUAUCUGCGGACGAGCCGGCCGACAGCGCGGCCAACUCGCAUUCACAUUUCCUCAAGGGCCAGAACGCGAGUUACAGCAGCAUGAAUAACAAACUGCUGCGGCGGCAAGUGGUGAGCUACGGCGGGGCUAACAAAGACGGACUGGCGCUCAGUUGUGCGGGCGAUAUCGUGGACGUGGACGUGCCGGACUGUGCCACGGAUAGAUAUAAGGACAGACAGGACUGUGACAGUGAUAUACAAACGCCGAAUGCCGCGAAUUUCUGCACAUUGCCAAGACGGCCGCGGGCGCCGACGCACACUUACCACACGAUCACGUUUGAGAAGGGACACGGGAAGAAACCGCUUGGAUUCACUAUUGUUGGUGGACGUGACUCUCCCCGGGGACCGCUCGGCAUCUUCAUAAAAAGCAUCCUACCCCAGGGGCAAGCGAUCGACGAUGGCAGAUUAAAAGCAGGAGACGAAGUGCUGGCGGUGAACGGUCAGGCGUGCCAUGAGUUAGCGCAUGUGGAAGCGUUACAACUCUUCAAGUCUGUGAGAAGCGGGUCUAUUGAAUUGAGGGUCUGCAGGCGAGUGAAGAAUUCCCAGUCAACCAAAGCAAAAUCCUGCACAGAUCUUCUGAAUGACGAGGAAUAACUAGCGUUAAAAAAACGAUUGCAUGAUUUUUAAACUUGCAUGAAAAAAUCUUCUAUUCUAUUGGAUGUUAUUUAUUUUAUUUCUACUCAAUCUGAACUGUUUUUAUAGUUAUGAAAUACUUCUGAAAUGAUUCUAUCUAGCUUUAAGAUUUCCGGGACAGUAUGACAUUCGAUAUCGUGAUCGUUUCGCUAAAUCUAUAUCGAAUGUCAUAUUGUACAGAAUGCACUGAUUGUCCUGUUUCUAAGUUAGUAGGUGACUAAUGUAAAAAAGAUUUUAUAGACAUGAUUGUCAUUUCAACAACUAGAAGAUAAAACUAUUGGAAUAUUAAUUGUAUAAUAAUCAUAGUAGAUAAAAAAACUUCAUCAAUAGCACCUAAAUAGGUAUUUUAAUGUUAAUUGUAAUCAGUUAUUUAGCUAUUGACGUGCCAUUCGAGUUAAUAAUAAUUUUUAUUUCAAAAUCUUUGUGAAAAUACUGAAACUGUACCUGAUUUUUUCUUUUCUUCAUUUUCGUGUCGCUCAUUAGUCCAUACCUAAACUAAAAUCCCAAAGAUAAGAAAUAGGUGUUUUAAUACUUCUAAUUUAUCUGCUUUACUGAGAUAAUGUCACUACAUUAUUCCAAAUAUCAAGUCUUAUUAGAACAGAUAUUUGGUAAAAUUGGUAUAACUCAAGUGCAGUCAGCGUCAAACAUUAGUUCGUGACACUCAAAAUGGUAAAAAAGUUCACAACACAACCUUAAUCCAAUGAGGGCUAUCGUUUUUAAACUUAACAGUUGGCACCCCUGGCGAUUGACAGGACCUUACUCUACAGUGGCGCCAUCUUGAUGAGUGCAAAUGCGAUAGUCCUCCUACCACUUUAGCACUCACCAGUUGGUGCCACUGUCUUCGCUACUAGCAAGUGACAGGACCUUACUCUACAGUGGCGCAAACUGGUGAGCGCUAAAACGAUAGCCCUCAUUGUAACAAAGAAGUGUUGUGAACUUUUUGGAUACUUCGGGUGUCACGAACAAUUUGAAGCUGACUGUUCGUUAUGAACUAAAAUACUUUUUGUUUGGAAUAGUGUAUGUUGCUUAUAGUUUUUCAUAGUUUCUUCUACUGUAAUCUAUGAUAAAAUAGUCGACAAAGAUGAGACUGAUCUUCUAAUUUAUUUCAAACAUGGCAGGUUUUAUACCUUUUAAAGUCGUGUGUUUGUGGACUAUUUUAACUAAAACACUAUAUUUUAAUCAUGUUAUAUUUGUGUAUCUAAUGUACUUGUAGUAUCAAACUUUAAAAGUCUGGUUUCUAGUUUCUAGGUAGUUCAGCAUGAAUGUGUAGCAUGUUUAGGAAUAGUUUAUGUGCAAUAAGAUUUUAUGAUAAUGCUUUAAAUGUAAAAAAAUAUUUUAGCAAUGAUCUGUCUACUGUGAUAGUUCUUGUUGAUUCGUUGCGACUUGAUAAAUCAAACGGGAUGUUGAAAAGUUUUAUAGCAUGUUAAAAAAUGUUUUUAAUAUUCCAUUACUUUCAUUGACUGCUUGUGAAUAAUUGCACUAAAUGAUCAUGGUAACUAUCGCUAUACAUUUUUUUAAUUGAUAAUUCGCUGUCUGCAUAAAAAAUUAAAAAUCAUAUUGUUCGAACUAUUUAUACCAUUGCUUGAUGACCUCCUUUUAGACAUAAUAAUAACCACGUUUAAUUGACGAAUCAAGCUUAGCACUGUGGCAACUUAUGUAGGUAGUUCUAAUAAAAACGAUUUUGCAACUAAAAUGAACUUAAUGCGCUGGCGACUCUACUAUCGUAAUAAAAAAUGUGAUAGACAUUUCAUUGAAUUGUUUUGUUAAAAGGUGUAAGUGUAAAGAAAUUUUUAAACCAUUUUUCCCAGUGAUUACGAUUCUCAUUCUGUUAUGUGUCUCAAAUAUAUGGAAUUUUAAAGUAGGAAUACCAACAGUAGAUUAAAUACAAGUUAAACUCGGUUUCACGAGUAAAUUGUAAUAAAGUGUAAAAUCAAUCGUAUACUUGUAGUUAUUUCAUUUAUUUUUUAGUCUGCAUUGUUUUAAUUAUUAUACAUAUCAUAAAUUUAUUGUAAUCCUAAGUAGGCAUAUUGUAAUGAUAUCUUUAAUUGUUCAAAAUUAAAAUAUUGGGAAUUAA